Molecule: messenger RNA, 1456 nt
Organism: Sinocyclocheilus grahami
Lineage: Eukaryota; Metazoa; Chordata; Actinopteri; Cypriniformes; Cyprinidae
Gene: rpe
Product: ribulose-5-phosphate-3-epimerase
Exons: 6
Coding region: 57-743 (228 amino acids)
Biological process (GO): pentose-phosphate shunt; carbohydrate metabolic process
Molecular function (GO): D-ribulose-phosphate 3-epimerase activity
Source: RefSeq, a predicted model, not a curated record
UUUUGUUUUGAAAGGCGUGUGUGAACGCGGAAGUGUGCAGCAGUGGCAGAGGCAGCAUGGCGUACUCGGCGAAAAUAGGACCGUCUAUUUUGAGCAGCGAUCUGUCGCAGCUCGGGAGGGAAUGUGAGCGAAUGAUGGAGUGCGGUGCUGAUUAUUUGCACCUUGACGUUAUGGAUGGGCAUUUUGUUCCGAACAUCACAUUUGGGCAUCCUAUGGUGGAAUGUUUACGACACAGUAUCGGACCUGAUCCAUUUUUUGACAUGCAUAUGAUGGUAUCCAGGCCUGAGCAAUGGGUGAAGCCCAUGGCAGCAGCAGGAGCCAGUCAGUACACUUUCCAUCUAGAAGCCACGACCAACCCUGGCAACCUCAUCAAGGAAAUCAGGGAGAGCGGCAUGAAGGUUGGUCUUGCCAUUAAACCUGGAACAACUGUUGAGGGAUUGGCACCAUGGGCUGGACAGAUUGAUAUGGCUCUUGUCAUGACUGUAGAGCCUGGCUUUGGUGGUCAGAAGUUUAUGGAAGAUAUGAUGCCAAAGGUGAGCUGGCUCAGGAGUCAGUUCCCUUCUCUGGACAUUGAAGUGGAUGGAGGAGUCGGUCCAGACAGCAUCCACAGAUGUGCCGAGGCUGGAGCCAACAUGAUCGUAUCGGGCAGUGCUGUGGUGAGCAGUGAUGACCCUCGUUCUGUAAUCGCCCUCCUCAAAAACGUUGUUAUUGAAGCGAUCCAGAAACGUUCUUUGGACCGCUGAGCAUUUUUGAGUUCUUACCUCAAGUCUGUUUUCGGCCACCACUGAAAGUCAGUUCUACAGAUUCUAAGAGUCUGUUCUAAUGUAUACAUUUGUUAUGGAAUGCUCAGUGGUGCUUAUGAACGGGCAUGACCCAUUGCUGGAUGCGCUGAAGGUGCGUUUGCACAUCUCCAGACCACAAGAACUGCCUUUGCCAAGACUCUUUUUGGAUUCAUCUGGAGUUUUCAAAUGCAUAUGGCCUUUUGAGAACUUCAAGCAGAUUCUAUCUACAUCUGACCAUUCCCCUCUUAAUUAACCUCAUUUGGUUUGAUUAAUCACAUUUAUUGUUUGUCAUAGUACCAGUUACAGUGACAACAAAUUGAGAAAGCUGCUGCUGAUAACCAAUUCCAACAUUUCAGUGUUAUCAGGUUUGUUGGUUAAAGAAUGACAUUGGAACUAAGCUGCAUAAGCUCUACAUACUGUACUUCUCAUUUGCUGCAGAUUAUGAUUUUUUUUUUCUCCAACAUUCCACCAGCCUGUGUUUCUAAAACACUGAAAUUAUAAAAGUAUAAAUGAAGAGACCUGUGGUAUUUGUCUGUUUUUUUUCCCUCUCUAAUGAAAUCCUACUGAGCGUAGCAUUAACACAACAAGAUGUUUCAGACGCUGAAGUCACCAAGUAAAUCUACAUCUGUUAACAGUUUAUCAUCUAAACAGAUACAAUGACACAUUUUAAAGUA